Eleginops maclovinus (Patagonian blennie) is the source of this 2407-nucleotide messenger RNA. RefSeq names its product E3 SUMO-protein ligase ZBED1-like. The record is from RefSeq and is a predicted model, not a curated record. Bases 257 to 1735 code for a protein of 492 amino acids. Lineage: Eukaryota; Metazoa; Chordata; Actinopteri; Perciformes; Eleginopidae. Gene Ontology annotation, molecular function: DNA binding. The transcript has 2 exons.
AAUUUUUUUUUUUUAUAUCAUUUAAAAAAUCAUACAGUACAUAUCAACAUACAAACGUACAAGGGGUACACACGUAUAAAAAUACAUCAACAUUAUAAAGAAAGGCUGCGAUUAUACUCUGUUCACGUGAUAUGCGGGAGUAAAACGAGAUUGUCUAACCACAGAGGCUGCACUCUGGUCACGUGACACAGGGAGCAAAGUUUUGAAACAGUCUACCGGAGAGAACUCGCAAGCAAAGCUAGCUGUAACCUACGCAAUGGCCUCAGGCUCAACAGAACCAGACCCUGCGGGGCUAGUUUCAAAGAGGAAAUACACAUCAGUCGUGUGGGACUAUUUCGGUUUUAAGAAAGAAGAUGUUGCACAGUGUCAGGUACUGUGUAAAACCUGCCUGGUCAGAGUUGGUACAUCACGGGGCAACACUACCAAUUUGUACCAGCACCUAAAAACGCAGCACAAAACAGUGUAUGAUAGAUGUAUGGCUACAAAAUCAAGCAGUGUGCAGAAUAAUCCUAGUAAAGUUAAUCGGCAAGGAUCACUGACCGAACUGUUUGAAGGUGUUACGCCAUAUGAACGCAGUUCAAAGCGGCACACGGAAAUUACCAAAGCAGUAACCCAAUGCAUCGCGAAAGACAUGAUGGCCGUCAAUACGGUGACCAAGCUUGGGUUCAAUAAUUUGGUAACUACGCUGGAUAAGAGGUACAAAAUGCCCUCCCGCACGUAUUUUAGUCAGACUGCCCUUCCGGAGCUACAUAUGCAGUGUAGGCAGAAAGUAGCAGCGGACUUGAAGGCUGUGGAGUUUUUUGCGGCUACAACAGACAUGUGGUCAAGCCGUACAGCGGAGCCUUAUCAAAGCCUUACGGUCCAUUAUAUCUCUGAAGACCUCCACCUCGAAGCUCGCAGCCUUCAAACGGCCUACUUCCCCGAAGACCACACAGGCGAAAACAUUGCUGCUGGCCUGAGAGAGGGGCUUGCGUGCUGGGAUCUCACUGAAGACAACCUUGUCUGCAUAACGACGGACAACGCGUCAAAUAUGGUGAAAGCAGCACAGCUGAACGAAUGGACCAGACUCCAGUGUUUCGGACACAGAUUACAUCUUGCUAUUGAAAAUGCAAUCAAAGAUGAUAGAGUAUCCAGAGCAAUAGGGCAGUGCAGGAAGUUGGUGGGGCACUUCUCCCACAGUUGGAAGAAAAAGGCAGCGCUCACUGAGGCACAGAAGGAGCUUAAGCUUCCUGAGCACUCUCUCAUUACUGAGUGCCCUACAAGAUGGGGGUCCAAAGAGAAAAUGAUUGCCAGAGUGCUGGAACAGAUGACAGCCAUAUCAAAGGUAUUGUCAGGUGACCGACAUGCACGCCCCCUCAUCCCAACCUGGCAGGAUGCUGCCGUGUUGAAGUCCAUUCAUAAGGCACUGCAUCCUCUCUCCGAAUUUACUGAUGCUCUUUCUGGAGAGGAGUAUGUGAGCAUCUCCUACCUCAAGCCAGUUCUCCAUCUUCUGGCAACAUCAGUCUUGGCUGAAGAUGCUGAGGACACUGAUCUGACUAGAUCAGUUAAAACCAAGGUCCUGGUCCUUUUCCCAUCUGGCAGGAGAAGAGGUCUCGCACUGAAACCGCUCAAAAUUCUCCAAGUGCACAGGCCUCUGGGGGAAAGGCAAAGAAGUCUCUUGGUAGUCUUUUUAAAACCAGUGUGGCCUCUUCAGCUUUGCCUCUGCCACUUGAAGAUGUCGUGGAGGCAGAGUUGAAUAGUUACCUGUUGAGCCCUGUCAUUGACGGAGAGGAUGAUCCCUUAGCCUGGUGGAAGGUGCACAACAUUCACUUUCCACGACUGUGCAAGAUGGCCCGCAAAUAUCUAUGUGUGCCAGCCACAAGUGCCCCCUCAGAGCGUUUGUUCAGCACUGGAGGGAAUAUAGUGACUUGCACUCGCUCAUCCUUAAAGCCAGCAAAAGUUGAUAUGCUGGUCUUCCUAGCAAAAAACCUUGAGCUAUGAUGAUUAUGGCUGGCAGAGCCAUACUCAUUGUGCACUUUAGUUUGUGCUGUGUUACUGUUACUGCAGAUAAUCAAGAUGUUCAGCCAGUUUUAAUUUAAAGGUGUGUUUGUGUGUGUAUACAAUUGCUAUAUUAUGUUUGCACUUUAUGUGUAAUGUUACUGACUAGUUUUAUUUAUUUAAUAUUAUUUUUUAAUUUAAUGACUUUCUAGCAGUUCACAGAUGUCGAAAGUCGAGUGUGGUAAAGCCACAGAUUGUUUUUUUAUAUAUAUAUAUAUAUAUUUCUGCACAUUGUACUGACUUUCAUUUUAAUGUUUACACCAGGGUUCCUUGUCAGCACUUUAUGCUCAGAUGUUACUAUACUAUGCUCAGAGGUGUUACUACUCAAAAUAUACUAUUGUGUAUGUUCAAAUAUACUGUUUUGAUUGAA